Molecule: messenger RNA, 1491 nt
Organism: Gossypium arboreum
Lineage: Eukaryota; Viridiplantae; Streptophyta; Magnoliopsida; Malvales; Malvaceae
Product: actin-58-like
Exons: 5
Coding region: 199-1332 (377 amino acids)
Cellular component (GO): cytoplasm
Source: RefSeq, a predicted model, not a curated record
AUAUUGAGAGCCCAAUGACGCGUUCUCAUUCCUAAAAAAAUCUAACGGCCCAGAUUCACUCUCGUCACCUUCUUAUACUCCUGUCAUUGCAUAGCCGUCACUUUGCCUCUUACUUUCAAAGAACCGGUUCCUCAAUCUCUCUAAUCCUCGCUUUCUUCCCCAUCAAACACACCUUCGAUUUUCCCAAGGUUGUAGAAGAUGGCAGAAGGUGAGGAUAUUCAGCCACUUGUUUGUGACAAUGGAACUGGAAUGGUUAAGGCUGGAUUUGCUGGGGAUGAUGCUCCCCGAGCCGUAUUCCCUAGCAUCGUUGGUCGGCCACGUCACACCGGUGUGAUGGUUGGCAUGGGCCAGAAAGAUGCAUAUGUUGGUGAUGAAGCUCAAUCAAAGAGAGGUAUUUUGACUUUGAAAUACCCUAUUGAGCAUGGUAUUGUGAGCAACUGGGAUGAUAUGGAAAAGAUUUGGCAUCAUACCUUUUAUAACGAGCUUCGUGUUGCCCCGGAAGAGCACCCAGUUCUCCUUACUGAGGCUCCACUUAACCCAAAAGCUAAUCGGGAGAAAAUGACCCAAAUUAUGUUCGAGACCUUCAAUGCCCCUGCUAUGUAUGUAGCUAUCCAGGCCGUGCUCUCACUUUAUGCCAGUGGUCGUACAACCGGUAUUGUGAUGGACUCGGGUGAUGGUGUCAGCCACACAGUGCCUAUUUACGAGGGUUAUGCCCUCCCACAUGCCAUUCUUCGUCUUGACUUGGCUGGUCGAGACCUCACUGAUUACUUGAUGAAAAUUCUGACUGAGCGUGGAUAUUCCUUCACCACCACAGCCGAACGGGAAAUUGUGAGAGAUGUUAAGGAAAAGCUGUCUUACAUUGCCCUUGACUAUGAACAGGAGCUAGAGACCUCAAGAACAAGUUCAUCAGUAGAGAAGAGCUAUGAGUUACCUGAUGGUCAGGUUAUUACCAUUGGUGCUGAACGUUUCAGAUGCCCCGAAGUGCUUUUCCAACCAUCCUUGAUUGGUAUGGAAGCUGCAGGCAUCCACGAGACUACAUACAAUUCAAUAAUGAAGUGUGAUGUGGAUAUCAGGAAGGACUUGUAUGGUAACAUUGUCCUUAGUGGUGGUACAACCAUGUUCCCGGGUAUUGCGGACAGAAUGAGCAAGGAGCUUUCUGCACUCGCUCCUAGCAGCAUGAAGAUCAAGGUUGUCGCUCCACCUGAGCGAAAGUACAGUGUCUGGAUCGGAGGCUCGAUCUUGGCUUCCCUCAGCACCUUCCAACAAAUGUGGAUCGCAAAAGCUGAGUAUGAUGAAUCAGGUCCAGCGAUCGUCCACAGGAAAUGCUUCUAAAAUGCCCAUACCAUGAAAGAGAGAAGUACUGUUUCAUUGUUUCUUGAUGUAGCUUGGAACUUUGCUUUGUUCUAAUGGCUUUGUUAUCCUUCUGUGUGUUUUCAUGUUGGAGUGAAACAAUGAACUUUGAGAAAGCCAGUGAUUUGAUUUUUGUUCCAA